Engraulis encrasicolus (European anchovy) is the source of this 2679-nucleotide messenger RNA. Its product is annotated as glutamate receptor ionotropic, kainate 2-like. Lineage: Eukaryota; Metazoa; Chordata; Actinopteri; Clupeiformes; Engraulidae. Gene Ontology annotation, cellular component: kainate selective glutamate receptor complex; postsynaptic density membrane; presynaptic membrane. The transcript is spliced from 16 exons. Gene Ontology annotation, biological process: modulation of chemical synaptic transmission; synaptic transmission, glutamatergic; monoatomic ion transport. Gene Ontology annotation, molecular function: transmitter-gated monoatomic ion channel activity involved in regulation of postsynaptic membrane potential; kainate selective glutamate receptor activity. The record is from RefSeq and is a predicted model, not a curated record. Bases 1 to 2679 code for a protein of 892 amino acids.
AUGGAGGCAGGGAGCCGCAAAACCCAGCCGGUGGCGAAGGACUGUUAUCUCAGCGGAACAAGGGGGAUCUUUGAGUCGAUCGAGAGCGGCCCGUCGGGCCCCGAGGAGCUGGCCUUUAAGUUCGCCCUGAACACCAUCAACAGGAACCGCACCCUGCUGCCCAACACCACCCUCACCUAUGACAUCCAGAGGAUCAAUGUCUUUGACAGCUUCGAGGCCUCCAGGAAAGCCUGCGACCAGCUGUCACUGGGCGUGGCGGCCAUCUUCGGCCCCUCCCACAGCACCUCGGCCAAUGCCGUGCAGUCGAUCUGCAAUGCCCUGGGCGUGCCCCAUGUCCAGACGCGCUGGAAGCACCAGGUGUCGGACAACCGGGACGCCUUCUACACCAGCCUCUACCCCGACUUCAGCUCCCUCAGCCGGGCCAUCCUGCACCUGGUCAACUUCUUCAAGUGGAGGACCGUCACCGUGGUGUACGACGACAGCACAGGGCUGAUUCGGCUGCAGGAGCUGAUCAAGGCUCCGUCGCGCUACAACAUCCGGCUGAAGAUCCGACAGCUGCCGGCGGAGACCAAGGACGCCAAGCCCCUGCUGAAGGAGAUGAAGAAGGCCAAGGAGUUCCACGUCAUCUUCGACUGCGGACACGGGAUGGCCGCCUGGAUCCUCAAGCAGGCUCUUUCAAUGGGCAUGAUGACAGAAUACUAUCACUUCAUAUUCACCACACUGGACCUGUUUGCCCUGGACAUGGAGCCGUACCGCUACAGUGGCGUGAACAUGACAGGCUUCAGGAUCCUGAACACGGAGAGCAGCCAGGUCACCUCCAUCAUCGAGAAGUGGUCCAUGGAGAGGCUGCAGGCCCCGCCCAAGCCAGACUCGGGCCUGCUGGACGGCUUCAUGACGACGGACGCGGCCCUGAUGUAUGACGCGGUGCACGUGGUGGCGGUGGCCGUGCAGCAGACGCAGCAGAUGACCGUCAGCUCGCUGCAGUGCAACCGCCACAAGCCCUGGCGCUUCGGCAGCCGCUUCAUCAGCCUCAUCAAAGAGGCCCAGUGGGAUGGCCUCACGGGACGCAUCCUCUUUAACAAGACCAACGGCCUCCGCACUGAUUUCGACCUGGACGUCAUCAGCCUAAAGGAGGAGGGCCUGGAGAAGAUUGGGACCUGGGACCCCCAGAAUGGCUUGAACAUGACAGAGAGCCACCGGGGCAAAGGCACCAGUAACGUCACUGACUCUCUGGCCAACAAGUCUCUACGUGUCAUCACCAUUCUGGAGGAGCCGUACGUGAUGUUCAAGAAGUCGGACAAGCCGCUGUACGGCAACGACCGCUUCGAGGGCUACUGCAUCGACCUGCUGCGGGAGCUGUCCUCCAUCUUGGGCUUCCGCUACGAGGUGCGGCUGGUGGAGGACGGCAAGUACGGCACCAUGGAGGAGGCCACCGGCCAGUGGAACGGCAUGGUCCGCGAACUCAUCGACCAUAAAGCUGACCUGGCCGUGGCUCCCCUGACCAUCAGCUACGUGCGGGAGAAGGUCAUCGACUUCUCCAAGCCCUUCAUGACGCUGGGGAUAAGUAUUCUCUACCGCAAGCCCAACGGCACCAACCCGGGAGUCUUCUCCUUCCUCAACCCGCUCUCGCCCGACAUCUGGCUGUAUAUUCUGCUGGCCUGCUUGGGUGUCAGUUGCGUGCUCUUUGUCAUUGCCAGGUUCAGCCCAUAUGAGUGGUAUAACCCACACCCUUGUAACCCGGACUCGGAUGUGGUGGAGAACAACUUCACACUUCUCAACAGCUUCUGGUUUGGAGUCGGGGCACUCAUGAGACAAGGGUCGGAGCUGAUGCCCAAGGCCCUGUCCACGCGCAUCGUGGGGGGCAUCUGGUGGUUCUUCACGCUCAUCAUCAUCUCCUCGUAUACGGCCAACCUGGCUGCCUUCCUCACCGUGGAGCGCAUGGAGUCGCCCAUCGACUCGGCCGACGACCUGGCCAAGCAGACCAAGAUCCUCUACGGCCUGGUGGAGGGGGGAGCAACCAUGACCUUCUUCAAGAAGACGAAGAUCUCCACCUAUGACAAGAUGUGGGAGUUCAUGAACAGCCGUCGCCAGUCGGUGGUGGUGAAGAGCGUGGAGGACGGCAUCCAGCGCGUGCUCACCUCCGACUACGCCUUCCUCAUGGAGUCCACCACCAUCGAGUUCGUCACGCAGCGCAACUGCAACCUGACACAGAUAGGGGGCCUCAUCGACUCCAAGGCCUACGGCGUGGGCACGCCCAUGGGCUCACCGUACCGGGACAAGAUCACUAUCGCCAUCCUGCAGCUGCAGGAGGAGGGCAAGCUGCACAUGAUGAAGGAGAAGUGGUGGCGCGGCAACGGUUGCCCGGAGGAGGAGAGCAAGGAGGCCAGUGCCCUGGGUGUCCAGAACAUCGGGGGCAUCUUCAUCGUGCUCGCCGCCGGGCUCGUGCUGUCCGUCUUCGUGGCGGUGGGCGAGGUGCUCUACAAGUCCAAGCAGAACGCAGACGUGGAGAAGAAGUCCUUCUGCAGUGCCAUGGUGGACGAGAUCCGCACCUCCCUCAAGUGCCAACGCCGCCUGAAGCAGAAGCCCCAGCCGCCCGUCAUCGUCAAGACGACCGAGGAGGUCAUCAACAUGCACACCUUCAACGACCGACGCCUGCCCGGCAAGGAGACCAUGGCAUGA